AUGCGAGAGACGAGCGAGCUCGCACGGUUAGACCUGGACGAAGACGAAGACGAGGUCGAGGACGUGGAUGGAGUGGCUCUGGAUAUCGGGAAUAUCGUAAAUGGACCGAGGAUGCGUAGACAGCGACGAGAUGAGGAUUUCGCCUACCGCACGACGACGUUAGUAGAUGAUGAUACUACGUCCGUGACCCUCUAA
Penicillium longicatenatum is the source of this 195-nucleotide messenger RNA. RefSeq lists its product as uncharacterized. The transcript has a single exon. Bases 1 to 195 code for a protein of 64 amino acids. The record is from RefSeq and is a predicted model, not a curated record. NCBI's taxonomy places the organism in Eukaryota, Fungi, Ascomycota, Eurotiomycetes, Eurotiales, Aspergillaceae.